UUGAUCCUCAAAAUUGAACACACCUUGUAUAGAUGUCAUCUCAAGGGCAUUCAGGUUUCCUUAGCUUGGAUUCCAGGUCAUAGUGGCAUUAAGGGCAAUGAAACAGCUGAUCUGAUGGCUAAAAAUGCAAGUCGAAAUGGUUUGCCAUGUAAUUUAAUUUACUCUUCAGACAUAGUGUUAUUUGCAAAGAAGAAGUUAAGUAAUAAUUGGAACACAUUAUGGAAAGCCACUCAAAAUAUAAAAGGACGAUUGGGACGAAAACAAGUUGAAAUGGCAGCGUCAUUCUUACCAUCGGCAAUGGCUUUCGGUGGAACAGCAUUUGUUGGGCUCCUCUACUUUACUGACUGGAGAGUGUUCUGCGCUUACAUCCCCUUUUACCGUGGCAAGUUCAAGGAGUUAGAGCAGACUGAAUAA
Molecule: messenger RNA, 414 nt
Organism: Parnassius mnemosyne (clouded apollo)
Lineage: Eukaryota; Metazoa; Arthropoda; Insecta; Lepidoptera; Papilionidae
Source: the annotation of a GenBank genome assembly